CUCGGGCGCGUUUUGCAGUCGGUGUUUGGGACGCGGCGCGCGUGUUUGCUCGGUCUUCGCUCCAGUGCGGCGAUCGCAGUGGGCGCCUUCCCGGGCACGGGACUGGUGCGGGCCCGAGAGUUAGCGUGACGGGCUUGGCACGGACGUGUGCCCUCACUGCCUUUUUUUGAACCUUUAUCCGCUCGCCGUCCUCAUUGGGAGCGGGGUUGCUGGGCGAGUGCUUCGCAUUUUUCUCCCGAAGUGGUUUUGUCCCCGGCUUCGGGCCGCCAGGCUUGGCUCCCGGUCCCCAGUAACCGCCCUCGCCCCUCGGCCUUCCCUGCCCCGGCCCCCGGCCCCGCCCAGUCACCGCACCUGCCUCGCUAUGAACGGGCUCGGCGACCUGCCUGUUUUCAUAAAAGACAUUAAGCCCGGACAGAAAAACUUAAAUGUCGUCUUUAUUGUGCUGGAGAUAGGACGCGUGACCAAAACCAAAGACGGCCAUGAAGUGAGAUCGUGCAAAGUGGCAGAUAAAACGGGCAGCAUCACUAUUUCUGUGUGGGAUGAGAUCGGAGGUCUUGUACAGCCUGGGGAUAUUAUUCGGUUGACCAGAGGGUAUGCGUCCAUGUGGAAAGGGUGCCUGACACUUUAUACUGGAAGGGGUGGUGAGCUUCAGAAAAUUGGGGAAUUCUGCAUGGUUUAUUCAGAAGUGCCAAAUUUCAGUGAGCCCAACCCAGAUUAUCGAGGACAGCCAAACAAAGGGGCCCACAGUGAACAGAAGACGAAUUCCAUGAAUAGUAAUACUGGUACAGGUACCUUUGGACCAGUGGGCAAUGGUGUUCAAACUGGUCCUGAAUCAAGGAGAUACCAGGUUUCCUAUGCUGGUAGAAGCAAUGGCCGAGGACCUGUCAGUCCACAACUCCCAGCAGCAGCUAAUAAUCAAACAGUCAUGACCACAAUAAGUAGUGGCAGGGACCCUCGAAGAGCCUUUAAGAGAUGACCUAUGCCAAAUAGUCACAUGUAGUUUUUAAACUACAUGCCCUACUUGAACACUUCUUGCACUUUUAUUUAUUGUUAACUGUGAAAAAAAAUAUGUUCUUUAUUGGUUUCCUUUUACAUUUUUGUUUGAGUGGUUGGUUUUUAUAGCAAAAAUGUUAAGCUACUCAGUCUCAUAGUGAAGAAUGGGAACACUCUAAACAGUAGGGGCAUUUAUUUUUUGAGCAAAAUGUUACUGAAUAUCCUCUAAAAAUUCUGCACCCAUUUCAAGGGUUAAUUACCUAAAACAUCAGCUUUAUAGCCUCUAUGAGCCUGUGUACUGUAUAAAUUUCGUAAUAUUUGACAUUAGACUUAGUGGAGAUGUUCUUAUGUUUUAAAUCUAGAUGUUACCAACUAAAGCAAUAACCAGAAAAAAUAGAAACAACAACUAAAAACCAGAAACUCAGUCAAUGAUAGCAAUUUCUGCGUGUUUUUGACUCAAGGAGUGACUGACUCUAGUGAGUGACUGCCAUUAACAUUUUCCAAGGACUGAAUCAUCCUAAAUUCUUGCUUAUUACCAGAGAACAGAUUCUCUGUCAGAAUUAUGAAAUAGAAUGUGAUCUGUACUGUAACAUAAUUUUUAGAAGAAAGCUACAGUUGCUUUAAUAUUCAUUAACAUUAUAGAGUACAUUGAAGAGAAAUUACAAACUAAGACCUUGAAUAUUUUCGAGACUACAAUAUAUAAUUGUAUAAUUUGAGAACAUCAUAAAGUCAAUAAACAUUGACCUAAUUCUAAAAAAUAACUGGUAGAUAAACAUCAUAGUGAAGGUGAUUCAAAUUGAAUUCGUGUAGUACUAAUAUUCAGUCUCAAGUUACAAACCCUAAGUACUUAGAGGUACUCAGCCUGAAGUGAAAAUCCUUGGUACCUCCUUUUUCUAAGAGGAUCAUGUGUGUGCUGUCAGUUUCUGAACACAGUUCGAUAGCCUUAUUAGCAAAAGUUAAAUGACUCAAAUUAUAGCUUUAUUCAGAAAUUUAAGUUGGAAUUUGUGUGUCAUAAAUGGUACCCACUUCUACUCUUUACUGUAGGGUGGAUAACUCAAAAACUUUGUUAGAAUUCACCUCUUUUUAAAUAGCUCUUGAAUAAAACUUGUGUUCAUGUUAACAGAU
Messenger RNA from Heterocephalus glaber (naked mole-rat), 2118 nucleotides. RefSeq names its product nucleic acid binding protein 1 (gene Nabp1). The record is from RefSeq and is a predicted model, not a curated record. Lineage: Eukaryota; Metazoa; Chordata; Mammalia; Rodentia; Bathyergidae. Gene Ontology annotation, biological process: mitotic G2/M transition checkpoint; response to ionizing radiation; double-strand break repair via homologous recombination. Gene Ontology annotation, molecular function: DNA binding. Gene Ontology annotation, cellular component: SOSS complex.